Echinococcus granulosus is the source of this 1302-nucleotide messenger RNA. RefSeq names its product Zinc finger protein 333. The record is from RefSeq and is a predicted model, not a curated record. Lineage: Eukaryota; Metazoa; Platyhelminthes; Cestoda; Cyclophyllidea; Taeniidae. The transcript has 5 exons. Gene Ontology annotation, cellular component: nucleus. The coding region runs from base 1 to 1302 and encodes 433 amino acids.
AUGCCGCGAGAACUUGUUAAACCUCCGGUGCGUUGGUGUGCGAUGAGCAAUGCACCGCCUCGGCCCCCACCUCCUUCCUCCCCUCAUCCUCUGAAUCCUCCAGACACCACCCCAUACGUAGCAAUGGUAGAUGCGACCGUAGUAGCACCAACAGCAGCGGCAACACCCCUAGCGCAGCUGGGGAAGAUCUCGCGGGUGUGGUGGUGGCUGCAGCGCGAUGGGUCAUGUCGCAUCGAGAUUGCCAUUAACUUAUUGGCCGAUUCAUCUCCCCCCGAAGAGGGUAAGCGAGUGCUCUGGCCUGUUACUCUUCUCGACCCCAUUACACACUAUAAUAUCUUACACUUUGUUCGUAGCAUACUGACACGGAUCGCUUCCUCGAUGUGGGCAGAUACUCAGCUUUCGCAUCUUUUGGAGUCAUACGCACCUCCCUCCAGUCCCCAUUAUUCAAACACAAUUCUUCAAAUGCUUUCAAUCACUUGGACCAAUCUGCGGUCCUACGUCAAUCCCACAUGCGUGGAGACCGUUGAGGAUGUGGAGGAAAAGGCUCUGGAUCUUUCAAUUAGGGCUCCACCGACAGUGGGCGCAGCAUCAUCGACUCAAUCCUAUCCGUCUUCAUCCAUGGAAUUAGCCACCUUUCCGUGCUCAAGCUCCAUUUAUCCUUUCGUUCCAUUCAGUUCUGACCAGGAUCUGUCAUGUCCGCUUUGCAAAAAAUCAUUCAGAUUUGAAAAGAAUCUCCUGAGACAUCUUCAGAAAACCCAUGCUGCCGGUAGCGAGGAAUCCAUUCUGAAGUGCAAACUGUGUGCCUAUACUACGAGGCACUACAGUAAUAUGUAUGUACACAUUCGAACACACACUGGCGACAAGCCCUACUCUUGCUCUGGGUGUGGAGCCUCUUUUACUCAGGGCUCCUCGUUGAAACUGCACAUCCGCUCCCGGCACGACGAAAAUAUGGCCUUCUUUUCGCUGUCCCGAAAGCCAGGGAAGAACAACCUGACUAAACUAUGGACACGUGUGGUUAGAUUGGAUGCAAACAUCAACCUCCCUGUAUCCCAGUCCUCUUUCUACAUCCUACCACCCCAGCAAUUAAUGGGGUUGCCAUUUUCUACGGCCUCCGUUAAUGCCACGGCGGAUCUUCCGAACAGAAGUAUAUUCGCAAACAGCAGCGGUGGAGGAUGGCUAACCAGUACCGACCAUUAUAGUACGUCUCAGCAUAAAACCUGCGGGGUUUUCUCGAUAGAGGCACUAGCUUCCUCACCUCCACUACAAAAUUCCUCAAUGCCCGAAUCGGAGAGCUUAGGAUAA